Messenger RNA from Kwoniella botswanensis, 855 nucleotides. RefSeq lists its product as uncharacterized. The record is from RefSeq and is a predicted model, not a curated record. Bases 1 to 855 code for a protein of 284 amino acids. NCBI's taxonomy places the organism in Eukaryota, Fungi, Basidiomycota, Tremellomycetes, Tremellales, Cryptococcaceae. The transcript is spliced from 3 exons.
AUGCCUACGCUAGCUAUCCGUCAAGAUCCGUCUAGUACAACCACGAGCAAUACGUCGACUGAGACUUCUCCUAUAUAUAACACCAAUCCUGGGGGCGGUUCCACAACCCUCUAUUUAUUCACAUUCCUGAUAACCAUCCUCGUUCUCGGUCUUAUAUCUUCCGGUCUAUUGAUUCGAGCGUACAUCCUUCGAAGACGAUUUCACAGACGAGUCGAAGAAGCUCUCAGACGUGGAGAGGCUUUACCGCCCGAUGCGGCUGCUGCGCUGGGUCUGAUACCCCGACGGCCUAACGCGAGGAAUAAGAAGGAGAAGAAUCAUGGGUUGAUGCCUACCAUGUGGGAGAGUGAGAUGUGGAGAGAUGAUGAGAAAGCUGGUUUGAGGGGUAUGUCGGACGAAAGAGAUGGAGAAGGUGAAGGUGAGGGGGUGGUAGAUAAAGAGGGAUGGGAUGAAUUGACUCCCCUCUCGAUCCUGCAUUACACGACCUCCGAUCCCACCCUCCCACCUGCCAUCCAACCACCUAUCAACAUGCCGCCACCGCUCACACCCGGAAGUUACUUCAGAUCACUAUGGUCCACUCGAGGCUUGACCACUAUCACGACCACCACCAACACAUCACAAAGACCGGGUCUGACGCAUCGACCAACCUCGAUGUUGAUACCCACGCAGAAACCUGUGUUCAGCGUACCGGACGUAGGGGAGGAUGUAAUGGUGGGAGUGAUGAUCGCCAUGCCAUGUCAGGGAGCUAUGGAAGACAGAUGGAACAUCACGAAAAUUCACGAUGAGGAUGGGGAUGAGACGGGGAGGGAGUUGCCUGAUGUUUGUUUGGGUGUGUUGGGAACUAGAUUGAAAGAAUAG